Messenger RNA from Colletotrichum navitas, 654 nucleotides. Its product is annotated as acetyltransferase. The transcript has a single exon. Gene Ontology annotation, molecular function: acyltransferase activity, transferring groups other than amino-acyl groups. Lineage: Eukaryota; Fungi; Ascomycota; Sordariomycetes; Glomerellales; Glomerellaceae. Bases 16 to 525 code for a protein of 169 amino acids. The record is from RefSeq and is a predicted model, not a curated record.
AAAAAAAAAAAAAAAAUGGACUUCAGCAUCAAGCCUGUUACAGUCGAUGACAUCGCUGAAGUUGCAGAGCUCACCAAAAGAGCACGCGUUGAGAUGUUCCCUCAUAUGGACCAAAAAUGGCGCGCAGAAAGGGCCGAACACGACUUGGCGACUUUCCAGCAGACAUUCAUCGAUCAUCCGCUAGGGGCGUACCUCGUCGCCCGCUCAGGAGGCAAGUUGGUCGCAACUGUUGGCUACCAGGACUACGACCAUCGUCACCAAUUGGGUUUGGAGACGGAGGGUAUCGUGGAAGUCGUGAAGCUGUAUGUCGAUCCUGAUUGGCGCCGCGGCGGACUAGCAUCGAAAAUGGUCGCUUCUUUGGUGAAAACCGCGGAAGAGGCAGGCUUACGGCAGUUGUACCUGCAUACACACCCUUUUCUGCCGGGGGCAAUUCAGUUUUGGACACGGCAGGGAUUCACUCUCCUCCGAAUGGAUGUGGAUGACAAAGUAUGGCAAACAACGCAUAUGGGCAGAACCCUGAAGUAGAGUUGGGACUUAUAGGCGUGGAAUGAGAGCUCAAGUCGGGAUGCCGUCCAGGGCAUCGUCAGUCUGAACAAUGAUUAUAGCACGCUCUGGGGGAUUAGGACUCAUUAAAGGUGUGAUUCAUUUGUAACA